AUGACAAUCAACACGCAUUCCACCAUGCUUCUCGCAGCACUCGCCCUGGCCACCUCCUUCGCCUCGGCCCAAAUCGUUGAUCCUUCGAAUUCGGACAACUCAUCGACUGGAUCCGAUACUGUCGCAUCUUCAACUUCUUUCGACUCUGUACAUUCGGUUGCCAUGUCGCCGCAAACAACCAUUUCCUAUUCCUUUUGGGACAAUUUGGCCAGACACUGGACAGAGGCCGAUAGCACCAAACAGACCUUCAUGGCCAUCCUGCUCAUUCUCCAGCUCGUUGUUCUCUUUUCCUUCAUCAAACGAUCUCUCGACAAGAUGUUUGGUCGUCGCGCAGAGUACCGCAAUCAGCGUACAAAGCGUUUCGCUCGCAGAGCUGCCGUCGCCGCUGCCGGUGGUUCCUCCAAGAUGGCCAUCCCACUCAGCCACCAGCGCCCGCUUUAUCGUCCAGAUGUCAAGCCACAACUUCCGCCUCGACCUUGUCAAAAUCAUCCUCUUCGCUCGUCGCUGCCAUCUACCUCCCAAUCUUGCUUUCAGACCACCUCAACCGGCGACAUCGUCUUACCCUCCUGGACCGACGCCGGCCCCACUCCGCUGAGAGUCAUCAUCGAAGAGCCCGAGGACAACUUCUCUCGUAGCAGCUCCCCCCUGUCCUCUCGACCCCACUCGCCAGCCUUGUACCGUGACUCGCAGCGCUCGCCAGUCACGGCCGUCUUUCCAGACGCCUCCUCUCCACACCCGUGGUCCCACCCUUCCGCCUCUCAGAGAGACAGCACCUCGCUCAGGCUCAGGGAGCGCAACGACUAUUCCGUGCUCCCUUUCACCAUCGAUCGCUCUUCUACUCCAGACACUCGUCUUGAAGAGGUAAGGCGACCUUUCAGUCGGCCCUGCCACAACGACAACUACACCUUCAUCUCCUCUCAGCUUCCCUUCGCAGAUCCGCUCUCAGCACAAUCGUCCUCACCUGCCUAA
This is a messenger RNA of Mycosarcoma maydis (corn smut), 969 nucleotides long. RefSeq lists its product as uncharacterized. NCBI's taxonomy places the organism in Eukaryota, Fungi, Basidiomycota, Ustilaginomycetes, Ustilaginales. Bases 1 to 969 code for a protein of 322 amino acids. The transcript has a single exon. The record is from RefSeq and is a predicted model, not a curated record.